This is a messenger RNA of Gryllus bimaculatus (two-spotted cricket), 1751 nucleotides long. Lineage: Eukaryota; Metazoa; Arthropoda; Insecta; Orthoptera; Gryllidae. The record is from the annotation of a GenBank genome assembly.
AGUUCGGUUCGGUCUAUCAGUGGUUGCUCGCGGUUCUUUGGAACUCAGAAGGUAGAUGGUGACAGAAGCGGAAGGUGGUAGAAAGCACAGUGUAACUUGGAAUACUGUGAAUGACGUUCAUCUUUGCUCAUGCGUGUGCGGUGCGGUCGAAUAAUGCCCUCUGCUUACAGCAAUGAGUAUAUGUGAACAUUUUGUGAAAUACUGAUUAUUUUCAAAUUCAUCAAAAUGCCGUCACAGGGAUUGUUUACCUGGAACCUCGGUUCAAAUAAGAAGCUGAGUCGGGAUGAGGAGAAGGAAGAGAGGAAACAGGGGAAGAGAAGACGGAGAAGAGAGAGGGAGAAGGAAAAGGCGGCGGAAGUUCUGGGCAGGCUCCUGGCGGCGCUGGCGCUGGCGGUGACGGCGGGGGCGGCGGCGAGGGAGUGCGACGCUGGCGGCCAGCGCUUCAAGUACAUGUGGGGAGACGCGCUGUCGGACAGCGCGGACUGCCUCGGCCCCAACGGCGCGCCCUACCCUGCGGCGGCGGUGGCGCGCAUGUUCCGGCCCGGAGGUGGGUCGCGCGCGUGGUUCUCGGAGCGCCAGGGCCGCGCACUCGCCACGGCCGACCCGCACGCCGUGCGGAGAGCGCUGCUGCACAGGUACCGCAACGUCAACGAUGCGGGCGGCGGCGACGGCCGCGCCUCCAGCCGCGCAGGACGAGGUGGAGACAGCUUAAUAGGUCGUGAUACCUGUGGAGGAACUCCCGCUCGUCUCUGUAAGACUCGAUACAACACUACUGCACCAAUGUAUGGAGUUUCUCUUACUUCAGGACAGCCCGUGACCAUUGUUCAGAAAUUUCCAGAUUUACUUCAGCAAGUGGUUUUUGAAGUUUGCGAAUCUAAUGAGUGUGAUGUCGUUAGAGGUGAAUGCACGCAAACAUACGUGCCUUACCUUUUUCUAGUGAUUCCUCUUGGACCUGUGACCUUAACUGGUCAAGACUAUGUUUUGGUAGAAAGUGGGUGUGUAUGCAAACCAAAAUAUGCUGUUCCCAGUGGAUCAGAACCAAGUGCUAUAUCAGCUAUUCCUCAACUCUAAACUAGAAGAUAAAUGAAAAUAUGAUGUAAUUUUGUUACUGUCAACAUAUAGUCAAGAAAAGUGGAACAAUCAUGAACAUGAUUGCAGUUCCUACAGUAGUGUAAAUGAAAAUGAACAAAAAGUAUGAAAAGUGAAUUGAAGAAUAUUGUGUGAUUGACUGGAAUUCCAUUUUUGAAUGGGAGAGAAAGAAAGAGAGACACAGUUGAAAAAUUAUGUAAUUAUUAUUUUAUCCCUAGUGCAAUUCAACUUUAGUUAAUGAGAUACAUCAGUGUUUCAUGGCUUCUUUUGUUGCAAUUUUUAUUUCAGACAUUAUUGAAAUACCAACAACAAUUAUCAUAUGCCCUUUUCUCUCAACAAUGUCUGAUGUGUGAGUGGAGAUUUUUUCAUUAAUGAAUCAAUGAAAAAAUCUAGAUAUUUAUUUAAUUAUUUAUUUAUUUAUUAACUUGCUGAGGCAGAAAUAUAUUACACAUUUUAAAGAGUUGUGUGCUUCCAGAUUAUUGUAAUUAUAGUUCUAUUUACUUGUUAAUUCGAUUCAUUCUAGAAGUAAGUUUUCAUUGAAACGGACUUGUAUGAACGAUGCUAAUAAAUUACUUUUUUUUUAAAUUUUGAAAAUGCCUCCUAGAGUCCUUCAAAAUGCUUGGAGUCAUCAAAUUAAUUGUGAAAGUUUCCUUGAAUUGUUU